CCUAGAGGCGGCGGGGCGUGGCCCCGUGGGGGCUCACCCUGGACUGCCGGUUCGAGCCCCAGCGUUCCUCCCUUCCACACCCAGGUCCCUGAAAUCCCAAAUCCCCGCCCUGGGGCGCGGAGCAAGGAAACGCGCGUCCCCGCCGGUCCCCUCUGGGCUGGAGGAGACACCUCUCCCCGGCUGGCCAUUUUCUUGAGGAGAAGCAGCAGGCAGCAGCAUUACAGGCAGGAGAGGAUGCAGUGCCACGUGGACAACACGCAGGCAGGGGACAGGCCGGAGGCAAAGCAGGAUGAAGCCCCUCUGCUUGCCCAGCAUCUCUCCUCUCGCACAGGGCUCUGCUCCGCUCGCUCUGGCCUGGCCCUAGCCCUGCAUGUCUCUCUCUUUGUGGCGUACGCACUGCGGGUCAGCCUCAGCAUCACCAUCGUCGCCAUGACCAACAGCAGCCACCCCCACGGCUGGUCCGGCAGCGCUCCCCAUGGCUCCUACCCAGGAUUUGCUCAGGAUGCCCCCGUGUACAACUGGAGUGCUGAGACUCAAGGAAUCGUCCUCAGCUCCUUCUUCUAUGGCUACGGCCUCACGCAGGCGCUGGGCGGGUACUGCUCAGGGCUGUUUGGGGGAAAACCCAUCCUGGGCAGUGGGCUCCUGCUCUCCUCCGUGCUCACCCUCCUCGUGCCACCAGCAGCAGAGCUCGGCUUGAGCUUCCUCAUUGGGCUGCAGGUGCUGCUGGGCUUGGCUGAGGGAGUGAUAUUUCCAGCUCAGUACACACUCUGGGCAAAGUGGGCCCCUCCGCUGGAACGCAGCAGGCUCAUGAACAUCGCUGAUGCUGGUCAGCCUGAGGCAGAAGAGGGAAUCCAGACACCGAAGGGAGCAAACGUGGAUACAAAAGUGCUUGUUUGCACAGGCGCUUCGUUUGCACCACCACAUUUUCCCAUUGUGAAUCAGGCUGGAGGCUGUAGGAUGCACUUUUGGGACUUUCUUUGCUCUCUUCCUGGCUGGGAUCAUCUGCCAGAGUCUGGGGUGGCCUUUUGUCUUCUAUAUCUUUGGUGGCGUUGGCUGUGCCUGGUGCUUCUGCUGGUUCCUCCUCGUGUACGAGGACCCUGCACAUCACCCAUGGAUUAGUGCCAGGGAGCAGGAGUACAUCGUGUCAUCUCUGGCUCACCAGGGCAGCUCUCAUGGCUGCUCCCUCCCACUUGUGGCCAUGGCUAAAUCACUGCCUCUUUGGGCAAUCACCGUUGCCUGCUUCUGCACAGACUGGAUGUUCUACUUGCUGCUGACCUCCAUGCCCACGUUCUUGAGC
Messenger RNA from Chroicocephalus ridibundus (black-headed gull), 1297 nucleotides. Its product is annotated as sodium-dependent phosphate transport protein 3-like. Bases 235 to 1119 code for a protein of 294 amino acids. Gene Ontology annotation, cellular component: plasma membrane. The record is from RefSeq and is a predicted model, not a curated record. NCBI's taxonomy places the organism in Eukaryota, Metazoa, Chordata, Aves, Charadriiformes, Laridae. The transcript is spliced from 9 exons. Gene Ontology annotation, biological process: transmembrane transport; monoatomic anion transport. Gene Ontology annotation, molecular function: transmembrane transporter activity.